Molecule: messenger RNA, 957 nt
Organism: Aspergillus terreus NIH2624
Lineage: Eukaryota; Fungi; Ascomycota; Eurotiomycetes; Eurotiales; Aspergillaceae
Gene: fip1
Product: cleavage polyadenylation factor subunit FIP1
Exons: 3
Coding region: 1-957 (318 amino acids)
Cellular component (GO): mRNA cleavage and polyadenylation specificity factor complex
Molecular function (GO): RNA binding
Source: RefSeq, a predicted model, not a curated record
AUGGAAGACGACGACGACGAUCUUUACGACCCGGCUGACGCCGUCCCCACGACGCAGCAUCAUCCUGCUCAAAAUCCGCAGUCCAAUGCCCCAACGCAAGGAACAGACGAGGGAGAGGAGGAAGAAAUCGAGGUCGAGGAAGAUGAUACCCAGGACGAUUUCAAUAUCAUCACCGAAGCGCCACCCGACGCGCCUCUACCAGAAGUUCCUCAUCCGCGCCGUGCGGACCUCCGAACAGAGUCCCAGCGCCCAUCAUCCGUCGACUCCCAGAUCUCCAAAUCCGUGACCCCCUCAGCAACCCCCAAAGUCGAAACCGCAACGCCCGUCCCAGCCAGCGCACGGCCAGCCGUGCCCCAAAAACCGGGCUCCUCAUACCCCCCGGUGCACGCGUCCACCAUCGACGUGAACGGCAACCCCGUCCACCCAGCGACAGGGAAACCGAUCAUGUCGACAGACCUCGACGCAGACUUCCCAGAUGAUGACAAGCCGUGGCGCCGGCCUGGAUCCGACAUUUCGGAUUACUUCAACUACGGCUUCGACGAGUUCACCUGGGCCAGCUACGUGAUCAAGCAACAGGAGCUGCGCAAGGAGAUCGGCGACCAGAAGAAACAGCUCGAGGACAUGCAAAACUUCCUGACCAUGGGCUUCCCUAUGCCUGGUGGUCCGCCACCGCCGCCGGCGGGGCCGGGCGCGGGCCCUGGCGGCGCGCCGCCUAUGCCCGGCAUGCCUGGCAUGCCGGACAUGAACCCGGAGAUGAUGCAGAACAUGCUCGCCAGCAUGAUGGCGCAGGGCCUCGACCCGUCGUCUAUGGACCCGAUGUCGUUUAUGAACCACGCCCAGGCGAUGAUGCCCAACCAAUCCGGCGCAGGCGGCGGACAGCAAGGCCAGUUUGGUGGCCAAGGCGGGGGAUAUGGAGGUGGAUAUGGCGGUGGACGAGGACGCGGGCGACGAUGGUAG